ACUGUUUCUUGUCUCAACCUACUAUCUUAUACAAGUAUGCACAAAUAUACAGGAAAAAAGAAUAUUGAAGAAAAGAAGGAGAAAAAUAACUAAGAGUAGAGUAAAUAGAGAAGAAGUAUAUUAAUCCUAAUGGUUCUUUUUAUUAAUAUUAUUAGUCCAAAAGAUGGAAAAAAGAUUGUGACCCAAACAUGUACAUUACUAGUUAUAGAUUUGGAUAGAAUAGUGAAGACACAAAUAUUUUGUUGUUGACUAAUAAAUUUCAUUAGUUAGUUGCUUAGCAAAAUUUGUUACACAUAUUGAAUAUCUUAUGUUCAUACAUGAGUAGUGCUCAUUAAAACAUCCUAGUGAUUAUUUUUUUAAAUGUCCAAUGUUUCACAUUAAAUUUUAUCCAAUUAGAACAGUAUUAUUUUUAAUAUGUUUAUUACAUUUAAUACAAGCUGAACGAGUUCGAAGAUUAAAACGUCAAGCUGAAGAUGUACCAAGUUCUGGAGUUAAAGGUCCAGCACCAUUUGGUGUAACAACCUAUAGAGUUGGUGCAAUGGGAGUUCAAGGAGAACGUGGACCACCAGGACCACCGGGACCAGAUGGUCCACCUGGUGCACCAGGUUCGCCGGGACCACCAGGGAAAACAGGUGGACCAGGAAUUCCUGGACCUAUUGGAUUACCUGGACCUCCAGGUGCAGAUGGAAAACCAGGUCGAGAUGGAGAAGCUGGAAAUCCAGGUGCAUCAGGUGAAGUUGGCCCACCAGGUCCAUCAGGACCAACAGGUCCACCUGGAUUAAAAGGACCUGUUGGAUUGAAGGGUAAAAAGGGUGAAAGAGGUGAUCCAGGGAGAGAUGGUGUUGAGGGUAUUCGGGGAGAUAUUGGUGCUCCUGGACUUAUGGGACGUACUGGUGCUCGUGGAGGAGUUGGACCUGCUGGUCCAUCAGGAACACCGGGGCAAGUUGGUCCUGCUGGAGCAGAUGGUCUUCCUGGAGCUCAAGGUCCACCAGGUCCACAAGGUCUUCCAGGAGAACCGGGUGCUAUUGGUCCAACUGGUGAUCAAGGAGAAGUUGGUGAAGUUGGAAUACGUGGAGGAGUUGGUGAGCCUGGUAAACCUGGACUUGAUGGGAAACCUGGACGACCUGGGGAACAAGGAAUUCAGGGUCCACCUGGAAAAGAUGGAAUACAAGGACAAAAAGGUGACAUAGGAUUUCGAGGAGCGCCGGGACAAGAAGGUAUGCCAGGUCCUCGAGGAGCACCUGGCACAUCAGGUUCACCGGGUGAACAAGGAGCUAAGGGAUCCAUUGGGGUUUCUGGACCUCCAGGGAAUCGUGGACCUCAAGGAAACUCUGGUCCACCAGGUGUUAUAGGACCUCGUGGUUUGCCAGGUCCUCCUGGAGAAGUUGGAAAACCUGGCAUUCCUGGUUCUCAAGGUCCUCCUGGGGCAAAGGGAUCGGCUGGAGUGGCUGGUUCUCCCGGUGCUCCUGGUAGACCAGGUAUUGACGGAAGACCAGGUGUGCCGGGACCCGCAGGGAAAAGUGGCCCAAUGGGAAAAACUGGACCAAGAGGAGAACCAGGUCAAGCAGGACAAGAUGGCAAACCAGGGAGGAUUGGUCCCCCUGGACCACCAGGAGAGAAUGGACGGGAUGGAAUUCCAGGUUCUUCCGGUCCACCUGGCCCACCCGGUCAACCAGGUAAAGCUGGAUCAAGUGGCCUUCCAGGAACUACAGGGGCAAGUGGCCCACCAGGGUUACAAGGAGAUAUUGGACAACAGGGUCCUCAAGGUGAACGAGGCCUUCCUGGAUCUGUAGGCUUUCCUGGUCCAAAAGGAGAAAAAGGUGAAAAAGGUCCGUUAGGUGAGGCUGGUGCUGUUGGUGAUGCAGGUCCUCCAGGACCUCAAGGAAAACAAGGACCGAUUGGUGAAAAAGGAUUUCAAGGUUUGAUUGGAAAUGUUGGCUCCCCCGGUUUACGAGGACCACGAGGAGAUCCUGGACCGUCUGGUGACCCUGGUAAAGACGGAACGCCAGGCGUAGACGCGCCAGAUGGUGAAGUCGGUGCAGCAGGUCCAGAGGGGCCACAAGGUCCCGUAGGUCCAGCGGGUCAACCAGGAGCUCGAGGUUUGCCUGGUGCAAAAGGAGAACCUGGCAGUAUAGGACCAAUCGGGAUACCUGGAAGAAUGGGAGUAAUGGGAAUACCGGGAGCCCCAGGACCCUCUGGUCCAAAUGGCCCGCCAGGUUUUAAAGGCGAUCGAGGCAUUUCAGGAGCCCAUGGAAUUCCGGGAAAAGAUGGCCAGCCUGGAAGUCCUGGACCUAUAGGUGCUAGAGGUCCACCUGGUGCAAUUCAUGUGGGUGGGAGGUCACUAGGAAUUAUGGGGCCACCUGGUCCAGUUGGGGAUAAUGGCGUGCAAGGAGAUGUCGGAGUUCCUGGAAUGGCUGGACAAAGUGGUCCAGUCGGUCUUCAGGGCCCAAGUGGAGCACAUGGCAAACGUGGACCACCGGGUGCACCUGGACCACCAGGGAGCCCAGGUGCAAAUGGUCGUGCAGGAACUAGAGGUCGAGCCGGUAGUGCAGGUCAGUUGGGUGGGCAAGGUCCUCCUGGUGUUCAAGGUCCAUCAGGCAUUCCAGGAGUCAGAGGACCUCAAGGCCCUCGUGGUCUGCCUGGUAGACAAGGUCCUCAAGGAAUUCCGGGAAAAGCUGGGUUAAGUGGCCCACAAGGUGAAACGGGUUUACCUGGAAAGCCAGGAAAACAAGGUCCGACGGGACCACCUGGACCAGCCGGAAAAGAUGGUGAUCCCGGAGAACCGGGUUCUCCUGGAACAGUAGGUGAACCUGGAGAUAUUGGUAGUCCUGGAGCACCUGGACGAGAUGGUCCAAUUGGAAUGAUUGGUAUGCGUGGAUCAUCAGGAGGACCUGGACCAAGAGGACCACCUGGUCCACCCGGUCUAAGUGGCCCACAAGGAGCAGCUGGACCAACUGGACCACAAGGUCCUCAAGGUCCAAGGGGAUCGAAAGGAGCCAAGGGGCCACCUGGAUCCGAGGGCCCGGAAGGACCUCCAGGAGAAGAUGGAGAGCAAGGACCUGAAGGUUUAGCUGGACCUCCUGGUGAGCCUGGACUUGAUGGACCACGAGGACAAAGAGGUAUUCCAGGUCCCUUGGGCCCAGUUGGAGAAGUUGGACAACCUGGCCAAGAUGGUCGUCCUGGACCACAAGGAGAACGUGGUGUUUCCGGUAAACCAGGACUUCCAGGACCCCCUGGAGUGAAAGGAGCUACUGGUGAAACUGGCCCAGACGGACAGGAUGGAUCAAGUGGUCUCCCAGGAAGCCCAGGUGGUCGAGGUCACCCUGGAUGGUCUGGACCACCUGGACCACCUGGUCCUCCUGGUCCCGAUGGUGUACGUGGAGAUCCUGGAGAAAUUGGUUAUCCCGGGAACCCAGGGCCACCAGGUGAUAGUGGACCUAUUGGUGAGACCGGAACCAAAGGUCCUAAAGGACAAAGAGGAGAAGCAGGACCACCUGGUCCACCAGGUCCUUCAGGAAGAGAUGGAUCGUCUGGCCCUCCUGGACCGAUGGGGCCUCCAGGACCUCCUGGACCACCAGGAAUGCCAUCCGUACAACUACCAACAAUCAGUCGGAAUACAAAAGCUGGAAAUAUCUACGCAGAUGAUCCAUUGGCAGGAAGAAUUAUGGGAACGUAUGAGCCUUCAAGACCAAGAGGAACAAGAUCUGCACCUGCUUUAACAUGUAAACAACUAGGUGAAUAUAACAAGAAUCUACCUGAUGAUUAUUACUGGAUUGAUCCAAAUGGUAAUGAAAUUAAUGAUGUUGUACAAGCUUAUUGUAAAUUUAAAACAAGUGAAACAUGUAUUCGAUUAAAACAAAAAACGCUAAAUUCAAAUUAUCCAAACAGCGAAAAUUCAACUGAAGAAGAAAAUAAUUUAGGAAGUCAGUUUUAUGAAUUAAUAUAUGAAUUAGAAGGGAAUCAAUUAGAAUAUUUAAAAUAUCAUAGUUUAAUAGGUACACAACAAAUUUAUGAAGAUUGUUCAAUCAAAUCAAAUCAUAGAUUAUUAUCAUCAUCAAAUUUAUUCAUUAAAUUAUUUACAAAUAAUGGGAAUGAACUAUCUUAUGAUCAUCCAUAUCUUGGAUAUGAAAUUAUUCAAAAUAAUUGUCAUUUUCCAGCGGGAUUAAAAAGGUCCGCUUUUCUGAUAAAAGGUUCAACAGCCCGAUUUCCAAUACGUGGUAUUGAAUUACUCAAUCCGAAAAUCUCUGAAAAUUUAGUUCAGAUAGGAGAAGUGUGUUUUCAAUAAAUAAACAAACUAAAAAGCAUGAAUAACUAAAUAUCCUUUUAAUUAUGAGGUUGUGUGUUUGUAAUUAUCAAAGAAUAGAUGGAUAUGCAUUUUGAUUUUCUUUCAAGUCUUUUUUAACCCUCUUCUUCUACUGACUGUGUUUGCGUAAAUGAUUUUCACUUAAAUUAGAGAACAAUAAAUCACUAAUUGAAAAAAGAAUAGAGCGAAAUACACAUAAUCAGGACUGUUUUUUCCCGAAAAAAUAAAACAUUAAUAACAAAGAAACUAUUAUUGUUCUCUGCUUAAAGUUCCUACCUAGAAAUUAUUUUGACUUAAUGUUUUAUACUACUAAGAAGUAGGCAAAUGUAAGUAAUGCAAUUUACGUAGGAUUUUGAAUGUUGCAUAGAUGGAUGAUAAAUUUAGUAUUUGAUAUGAAGUGAUAAUGACAGAAUAACAGAGUUAAUUGUCUACGAAAGCGACUUUCCAUAGCAUUAAUAAAUGAUUAGAUAUAAAUGCUAGAAAUCACUUUUCAUUUUUCGCAUUUUUCUCAAGUAUUCAUUUUCUCUAUCAUUUGUUUGGAAAGGUUUGAUAAUGAAUUAACUAAGACUGAUUUGUCUGUAAGACGUCCAACAGUUGCCGCUGAACAAUUUAAAUACAUAUUAUUUGAAAUUCAGCU
Messenger RNA from Schistosoma rodhaini, 4940 nucleotides. Lineage: Eukaryota; Metazoa; Platyhelminthes; Trematoda; Strigeidida; Schistosomatidae. The record is from the annotation of a GenBank genome assembly.